Messenger RNA from Pisolithus orientalis, 789 nucleotides. RefSeq lists its product as uncharacterized. The record is from RefSeq and is a predicted model, not a curated record. NCBI's taxonomy places the organism in Eukaryota, Fungi, Basidiomycota, Agaricomycetes, Boletales, Pisolithaceae. The transcript is spliced from 2 exons. Bases 1 to 789 code for a protein of 262 amino acids.
AUGCAUACCCCUCUCAUUGCCUGGAUUGCCAACUAUCCUGAACAGCUUCUGAUCACUUGUAACAGUUCAGAGCCCCCCCAUGAUUGUGAGUACAAGCUUCAGAAGAUACAACAGGCUGCCGCUGCAUGUGAUCCACACAAUAUUGUUGCAUUCCACAAGGUUUGUCUUGCCCUCCAUCUAAAUGGUGUCAUGGAGCCAUUCUGGAAAGAUUGGGGGCAUACAUGUCCCUCCCACUUUCUCACCCCCAAUGCCCUGCACCAGUGGCACAAGUUCUAUUUUGAUCAUUGUGUAUACUGGGUAAUCAAUAUCAUAGGGGGUGAGGAACUCGAUCACUGCUUAGCUGCCCUGCAGCCAAGGAUAGGGACUAGGCAUUGGGUGAAUGGUGUCUCCACCCUCAAACAGUGCACCAGUCAAGAACACUGCAAACUGGAGAAAUUGCUUCCUGCUGUGGCAGCAGGGGUGUUGCCUGAUGACAUGCUUUGUACCUUGUGUGCCAUCACCGAGUUCAUCUUUCUUGCCCAAGGUAUCUCCCAUUAUGAUGAAACCAUUCAUAGUCUCAGUGAAGCCCUUUGUGAAUUCCACCAUUACAAAUCCAGCAUUCUCAGGGCACAUGGCUGUCUUGGGAAGAACAGCCCCCUUGACCACUUUCAAAUACCAAAAGUUGAACUAACUCAGCACAUUGCAUGGAGCAUUCAUCAGAUGGGUGCCCCUUAUCAAUGGACCAGUGACAUCACUGAACAUUGCCACAUAACUCAUGUCAAGGUGCCCUACCAUUUAUCAAAUUGCUGA